Molecule: messenger RNA, 2368 nt
Organism: Myodes glareolus (Bank vole)
Lineage: Eukaryota; Metazoa; Chordata; Mammalia; Rodentia; Cricetidae
Gene: Syndig1l
Product: synapse differentiation inducing 1 like
Cellular component (GO): intracellular membrane-bounded organelle; membrane
Source: RefSeq, a predicted model, not a curated record
GGAUGCGGGGCUCCCGGGAUCGUGCCCGGCGCUCGGGGCGGUGGCGAGCGGGUGGGAGCUGUCCACGGUGCUGAAACUGCGGCGGCGACAGCGACAGGGACGCGGCCGGGAGCAGGGAGCUCUCCUGGAAGCUCCAUCGCGGCUGCGAGGCGGGGGACACCGUCGCUCGCCAGCCCAUGCCCGGUCCCCGAGCCCCGCGAGAAGGCGGGACGGUCCGCAGCGCGACAGGCUCCGUGAGGACUGAGCGGUGGACCGAGACUCCCCGCCCUGGCAACGGCAGACAGAACCAUGGAGAGACUGAGUGAACUACAGAACCCACUGCUGCCAAGAAACCCCGCCCACCUCCGCAGUCCCUACCCCUACACGGAGGCCCCGUCCAGCUGGUCCUGCCAAGAAAAGCUUUAUUCCUACCUCCUAGGAGGUGCUGGUCCUGCUCGCACCCACCAGCUCCUAGACCCAGGGUCCCUGCAGCUGGCUGUGGAGGCUUGGUAUCGGCCUCGCUGCCUCCUGGGGAAGGACAAGGUCAAAGAGCCCAAAGCAGGCAGCUGUGAGACCAGCUUCACCGAGGCCAGGGAGCCCCCACUGGGGCCCACAGAACAGGGCUCAGAACCUGGUCAAACGGAGGAGGAUGUCACCAUCCACACUGUGUCCUAUGGGGUCCAAGAGGAGCUGCAGGGCCAGGAGGAUAGCCAGGAGGAAGAGAGUGAUGCAACCUCAACAGAGAGCGAAAGCGAAGACACCUUUGUCACCCUGCCUCCCAGGGACCACUUGGGGCUCACCCUCUUCUCUAUGCUCUGCUGUUUCUGGCCUCUGGGCAUUGCUGCCUUCUACUUCUCCCAGGGGACCAGCAAGGCCAUCUCCAAAGGGGACUUCCGCCUGGCCAGCACCACCUCCCGCCGGGCGCUCUUCCUGGCCACACUUUCCAUCGCUGUGGGAGCCGGUCUCUAUGUGGCUGUGGUGGUGGCUCUGGCUGCUUACAUGUCCCAGAAUGGCCAUGGCUAGUGGUUAGUAGGACCCUCAUCCUGGCUCUCCUGGCCUACCAGAGGAAGGUGUAAGGCUUGGAACUGUGUGCCGUCCCAGAGUAGGCCAGUUGUGGAUGGGAAGCAGGAGAGGCAGGGUUGUCCAACAGGCCCCGCCCAGCCUACUCUGCCCACUCCCCACAGGGCCUCUGUACCACAGGCAGCUCAGUUCUCCACUUGCCAUCUUUCCCACAGAGAAAGAGCAGGAGGCUCGAGGGAGCAAAAGGAAUGUGCAAGGAGCGAAGGGUAUGGUCAGUCUUUGUAACCCAUAGGGCUCUCCCCUGUGUACAUCUUAAGCAGCUACCCAGGCCCCCACCAUGAUGCCCAGGAUCCUCCAACCAGGAAAGAAAUACAUGGACACCCAGCCAUUCCCUGCUCCUUCUGUCUCUGGGCACCACAUAUCUCCCUUGUUAGUGCGGAAGACAGCCUGUAGUGUCUCCCGGGGUGGAGAUGGCAUGGGAGAACUCUGUCCUCAGGGCAGGUUGCUGGGGCUUUUCCGUGCCAGACAAAAUCAAGUGUGGUGCCAGAGAGGAUGGAGGCCUGGAAUCCUGCAGGACCACAUAGCCCCCUCACUCACUGUACCCCAGUUCUUCUCUCUGCCAUCCCUUCUAGGCUCUGCUGAAAGGGCCCUGAGCUGGUGCCCCCCAUAUAGGGAGACUGGGAAAGGAUAUUGCUACUCCCUAGAUUCUGAGUGCAAGGUCCCAGACUCAGGCUUACGGGGAGACAGAGGAGGGACACACAUGGAUGUGGGCUGUGCAGCAGUCAGCGGUGCUCAGGAGGAGGCGUCCCCUGAGCAACGUCUACAAGGACCACCAGGAUCCACCUAAGAUUUGUUUCUAUGUAACUCUCCAUGCUGGUGGACAAGGGCGUGUUAGAGCCUCCCAUGGAGGUUCCCAGGCUGUUCCGAUUCGGCCUGGACUAUCCAGUCUGGAAUAAUUUUUUUGCAGCCAUUUCUAAACUAUCCAUCAAAGGCAGGAAGGCCAAGCCUUUCUCUCCCACCCAUGAUAUUUCCCCAUCUUUGAAUGAUGGCAACGGCCCCUGAGCACCUUCGCUGAUAACUGCCACUCAGGACUGCUUUCAAGCCCCUCCACCCCAAGGCACUAAGGAAUGACAGUUUCAGCGAUAUCAAGAACAAAGGACCCAGUCCAAUGGGAAGGCAGGCCCGCUGGGAUUCAGCCUGCAGGACUAUUGUGCACGAUUUGGGGAACCUGGCAGUUUCUGUGCUCUGGUCCCACGCCCUACCCAUACCCCUCACUUCAGGUGUUGCCCACGCUCCACUCCCUGCACUGGCAGUUGAAACGUCCCCCGUACUGUCUCUAUUUAUCCUGACAAUAAACUUUUCCAUAACA